Onthophagus taurus is the source of this 2845-nucleotide messenger RNA. NCBI's taxonomy places the organism in Eukaryota, Metazoa, Arthropoda, Insecta, Coleoptera, Scarabaeidae. The record is from RefSeq and is a predicted model, not a curated record.
GUCAAGUAAGGAAUAAUUUCUUUAAUUUAUCCUCAAAAAAGUUUUUGUUAUGUUUAGAACGAACUUGUUAAUGUUAAAUCUAGGUUCACUUUUACUCUCAUUGAAUAAGAGCUGGAUUCAACAACAAGAUAGAUACAAAGAAAUUUGGAACAAUUCUGGAGAGGAAAGAAUUUAUGAUUGGAUAUGGGACUUAAUUGCUCAAGAUAUAAGAUUAUGGUGUUCAUCACAAUAAGGAAUAAUGUUAAGCCUUUCAUUUUGGCUUCGAAGACGAACCACAAAUACUUUAGAAUUGGUUGGACUUUAAUUGAUGCAAUCUAGGAGCUUAAAUCGUACUCUUUGAGGUUAUAAGCUUGUUCUGAAAUCAGUUAAGUCUCUUGGAGAUAAAAAAAAUGAUGGACCCCAAUGAUGUUGGAUGCAAAGAUGGAAAUAAUUUAUGAGUCAGAGAUGGCAAAGAAAACUCUCUAAGGUUGAAACUUCUUUUGUGGUUGGAGAAUCAUGAAACCUCCAAUGCACGGCUAAAAUAGAAACACAUAUGCAUCAAACGCGCAGUUUCAUCCAAAUUAGUGAAGAAUUAAAGAAGAUAUGAAUAAAAUAAUGUUGAAUUUUUGAGUGGUUCGAAAGAAAUCCGUUAGAUGGCGUUCUCGUAAUUAAAAAAGAUUUGAAAUUAUUUUAAGGGAAGAAAUGGCGCGAAAUCCACCAACUAAUCAGGAGCGGGGGUUAAAAAUAGAAGGAAGAAAUUUUUUUGGAGAGGGGGUAAGGGUAUAUAAGAAGAGGAAAACGUUGAACCAAGAUCAGUUUAAUUUAGUAAGCGUUAGAACACGGUUGAAUUUUGAUCAAAAAUCUAACCUAAAAUAGUUAUUAUUAUUAUUAAUCUGAGGAGAAAUUACCUGUGUUUCGGAUUCCUGUCCAUUUUCCAUUCCUAAGAGAGACCUUCAAUCGAAUUGAGUUACAACAUAAUUUAAAAGAUUGGAGAUGGGACUUAAUUGCUCAAUAUACAAGAUUAUGGUGUUCAUCACAAUAGGGAAUAAUGUUAAGCCUUUCAUUUUGGCUUCGAAGACGAACCACAAAUACUUUAGGAUUGGUUGGACUUUAAUUGAUGCGAUCUAGGAGCUUAAAUUGUACUCUUUGAAGUUAUAAACUUAUUCUGAAAUCAGUUAAGUCUCUUGGGGACAAAGAAAAUGAUGGAACCCCAAGGACAUUUUAUGCAGAAAUGAGAUAAUUUAUGAGUCGGAGAUGGCAAAAAAAACUCUCUAAGCAAUUAAUAUCAAGCCUGCAGGAGAAGAGGUAUGAUAAAAACGCAGCUAAAAACUCCACACACAAUGAUACCCGAUUAAAUUACGGAAUUUUGCCGUAUCUUUUAUCGUUAGGAGCGCUUUUAACGACCCCGCUUAAACAGGAGGAGCGUAAAGAAGUGUUUUCCGAGAAAAGUGGUCCAUUUAAAACCGUUUUUCAAUGGAGCCAAAUCGAUUUUCUUUUCGAAAGCGAGGUGCAUCGAAAUUCCGUUUUGGCGAGUGGAAAUUUUAUUCAAGAAAAUAAUCUCCCACUUGGUAUUGAAGUUUAUAAGAAUCGGAUUUUUAUUUCAUUACCGGUUUGGAAAAGCGGCGUUCCUGCUACUUUAACAGUGUUACCAACGGAUUCUUUGGAGAAAUCGCCUUUAUUGGUUCCUUAUCCUAAUUGGUCGUGGCAUAACACAGGUUCUUGUAAUCGUCUAACAUCGGUUUUUCGCAUGCAAGCUGAUGUAUGCGAUCGAUUAUGGGUUUUAGACUCUGGUCAAAUCAACGUAGCAACGGAAUCUCAACAAGUUUGCCCCCCUUCGAUAUUAAUCUUCGAUCUUUCAACAGACAAAUUAAUUUUGAAAUACGAUUUACCCCAAGAACUAGUAAAACAAGAUAGUUUAUACUCAAACAUUUUAAUUGACGUUCAAAAAGAUGAUUGCUCCUCAGCCCACGCUUAUUUAGCCGAUGUUUGGCGAUUUGGCUUAGUCGUUUUUAACCUAAAAACGUUAAAAGCUUGGCGAGUAACCGAUCAUUUAUUUUUCCCCGAUCCUUUAGCCGCUGCUUAUAAAGUAAACGGAUUAGAAUUCGAAUGGACCGACGGGAUUUUUGGACUAGCUUUAAGCCCUUUUAAUAAAUACUCGAUAGAUAGGACGUUGUAUUUUAAUCCGAUGUCGAGUUUUAGGGAAUUUUACACCAAAACCUCAAUCAUUCGUAACGAAACUGGAUGGAGUUCGUAUAAAGACGCCUUUAAAGUUUACGGACAAAGUCGAGGUAAAAACGGGCAAGCCUCGUCUUGUGCUAUGGAUAGAAACGGAGUUUUAUUCUUUGGAUUAGUCACUCAGAACGCGCUGGGUUGUUGGGAUUCCAGAAAAACUUAUAAACGAAAAAAUUUAGCGAUAAUCGCUCAAAACGAUUACACAAUGGUGUUCCCGAACGACGUCAAAGUCGAUAAUGAACCGAAACAAAGCGUUUGGAUGAUUACGAAUCGAUUACCGUUCUUUAUUUACAACCGUUUUGAACCUAAAGAUGUUAACUUUCGGGUUUUGUCCGCUUACGCUGAGGAAAUGGUCAAAGGAACGAUUUGCGACCCGAAAGUGAGACAUAGCGGGUCUUACACCAAUGAUUACAACGAAUGCUUUUAAAUACAUACAUUUAUUUAUAUUAAUAAAUAAAAAAUUGUUUAUAAUUAAUCGCAUAAACAUAGUUCACGAACAAUUUUAUUAUAACUAUUUUGAAUUUUUAGUUAUAAAGCUCAAAAACUCAAAAAAAACUCAAAAACUAGAAAUGUUAUAAGAAAAUGUUGUGGAUGAAAAUUGUUCGUAAUAAACCAACGAAAUAUAAUCCAUGAA